Syngnathus acus (greater pipefish) is the source of this 2603-nucleotide messenger RNA. RefSeq names its product phosphatidylinositol-specific phospholipase C, X domain containing 2 (gene plcxd2). Bases 334 to 1305 code for a protein of 323 amino acids. The record is from RefSeq and is a predicted model, not a curated record. Gene Ontology annotation, biological process: lipid metabolic process. NCBI's taxonomy places the organism in Eukaryota, Metazoa, Chordata, Actinopteri, Syngnathiformes, Syngnathidae. Gene Ontology annotation, molecular function: phosphoric diester hydrolase activity. The transcript has 8 exons.
AAGAAAGACAAUUACCAUGCACAUGAGCUGUCCUGCCUCAGGGUGGUCUUUACGUCCUGGGAUAAGAGACAGCUGGGUGUCAGGGGAUAAUGAGUGGAAUGUCUUCCUAAGAGGAUUACUAAAGGUCGUUAACGUGCAACACCACUACCAACGAAACCAGAACUUGUUCCAGUGACCAGUCAGCAGAAAGGCAAUCAUGGUGCAAGCACAUUUAGCAUUGCAAGAUGAUGUCUAGUGGAUCCAAACUACUGAUGGCUGGAGGGGACACGUUCCACAUUUGGCCCCUGCAUUGCAGAGCGAUUUCCUGAAGGGCCGUUUUUGGACAACGCAGGCAUGAAGACUCGACCUGCUGGGAUCGGGAACGCCAACGCCGACUGGAUGGGCUCGCUGCCCCCCAAACUAAUUGUCAUGCCACUCAAACACCUUGCAGUUCCAGGGUCUCAUGACUCAUUCACCUAUUGGGUGGAUGUUCGUGCUCCAGUAGGUCCUGAUCAAAAGGUCUAUGUCAAGUACCUGGCUACCAUGUUUAGCGUUUUAGCCAAAAAGGUGAUGGUGAAGUGGUCCAUGACACAGAAUCUGUCGUUUAAGGAACAACUAGAUGCAGGUAUUCGCUACUUUGAUCUCAGGGUCUCUUCAAAACCAGGCCAACCGGGGCUUGACAUUUUCUUCAUCCACGGUCUCUUUGGACACAAGGUGAUAGAUGGUCUUAUAGAAAUCAACUCCUUCUUGUGCAGGCACAGGAAAGAGGUCAUCUUCUUGGACUUCAACCACUACUAUGCCAUGGGGUCAGCCCACCAUGAAUACCUCAUCAAAAUGCUUCAGGAAGUGUUUGGAAGUAAGCUUUGUAAGAACUGUGACGUGGAGACCAUCACACUGGACUACCUCUGGAAAAACAAAUACCAGGUGAUUGUUUUCUACCAUCAUCCAUCAGCUCAGGGCGUCCCUGUCAUGUGGCCUGGUAACAAGAUCCCCGCACCAUGGGCAAACACAACUGAUCCAAGCAAGCUCAUCCAGUUCCUGGAAAGCACACUGAAGCAAAGAGCCAAGCGGGGCUCGUUCCACGUGUCCCAGGCCAUCCUCACACCUCGGGUCAACACUGUGGCCAAGGGUCUGGUUUGGGGGCUACGGAAUUACUUGGUGGAAAGAAACCUUCCUGCCAUCAUGUCCUGGGUGGAGGUUCAGAGGCCAGGGUUGGACGGGGUCAACAUCAUUACCUCUGACUUUGUGGAACUCACUGACUUUGCCAACGUUGUCAUCAGACUCAACAACUUGCUGUUGUCUGAAAAAGAACAUAAAGUGAGAUGACAACAACUGGACAAAGGUGUGCCGCUUUAUACCGCUUGCUUGCGUGCUAUUGUUCAUUCAUUGUGGCUGUUGUUAUUGUUCUGGGAAUAGCGUAUUUCCCGGUUUAGAGACGGACGAGGUGUCAGUUGUCAUCGCAAAAUAUAUCCACCUGGCAAAAAAAGCCCCGCCCCUCAACCAUCUUGUUUUGUAUAGAUUGUGCAGGUGUGCCAAAUGUUGAGGCCUGUGUUUGUAUUAAGGAUCGGCAUAAUAAUAGAUGAAUUAAUUGCAGAAAAUUCAAUGGAUAUGUGGAGCUAAUUUCUGCUUACUGACCAAUUGAAACACAAUUUAAGAUGAUCCCUUUCCGUUAAACUUCAUAAUUUGUCGAAUUAAUAAUUUAUUAGCAGAAAUAAGUCCAAUGUCCGUUUCCUUGCAUGCUUUCGAAGUAGUCUGGAUCGUGAUUUUUUUUUUACUGCCUGCUUGUGUGCUAAAGUUAGCGUUUUUAACCAUGAAACUAAAAGAGGCAUUGUGGCUCUUCUACGCUUAAACAAGAAAUGUAUACAGUUAAACCUUGAGGGAGGAAAUGUAGGGUUAAGGUUCACACAAUGCAUAUAAAUCACAUGCAAUGUAUACAUGGACAGUAUUUUUGUUAGUGUUAUAAAACAAGGUUUGGUUAAAUAUUUGAUUAAUGCCUGGCUCAUGACGAUAAUAGAUAGAAGAGUCUGAACGUGUGUAUUUAUACAAGUGUGUUGUUGGCUCACUUAUUACAAAUAGUGGCAGUGUCUUCAUUCCUGUGGUCUGAGCAGGGAAAAACACAGGAAAGGGAUUCGAGGAAUUCUGAUAGGAAGGAAGAAGUAAAAAGAAGAAAUAAAAGAUUUGCCUUGAGGGGCAAUUCCCAACAGCUGUUUUCCCCCUCAGUGGAAAGAACAGAAAGUUCCCGAGCGCUUUCAUAUCAGCGCUGCCCGUCACCUCUUAUGGCCGAACCAUGAAUGCAGUCAUUAAAAGUCACCGGCAAAAGCAUUUUAAUUGCGGAGUAAUUACGCAUUCCACGGCAGGCAAGUGGGAGUGGAAAAGGAGCAGCUUGGAUUGAUGAUGAGCAUUCCACUCUUGUUUACAUUGGUCCUUGCUCACUCUAGUAUCUUCUUAUGUUUUGAAAAAAGCAUCAGCUCCCAGUAGUGGACACUCUAAAGUUGCUUCAUCAAAAUGUAAAAUAACUGUAUGUUCAAUGUGGCAGCUGCUUGGUCAAAUAAAUUGUUUGAUAUUUGGGCUAUUUCUGAUUCUGUGGUUAUCAUCACAAUUUCAGAAAGAUUAAAAAAAGUCAA